GAAAACGGCAGAACUUCUAAAAGAGCUAACUGAAAGCGAUUGGCAACAAUUUUUCAAGAAUGGCAUCGACGUAUGCAAAAAUGUGUUGAUGCUGAAGGAAGAUUAUUUGAAGAUUGUAUGAUAUGUCUUCUAAAAUUAAAGGUAAAUGAUUAUAAACUACCAUGUUGUUUUAAGACAUUGCAUAGAAAAUGUUUAGAUAAAUGGUUAAAUAAUGGAGUAAUUAAAUGUCCACAUUGCCAAGGAAAUCCACUUGAAGGUGUUCGCAUAUGUUUUAAGUGUAGACAACCUAAAAGAGAUGAUGAGUUGGUAAACAAGAAAUGUUGCAAAAAUGAUAUAUGUAAAAAAUGUGUUAAUAUGAUGAAAACUAAAUGUUUUUGCAAAGAAUACUUAAUGAAAAGUAUUAUUUUCGAACCCAACCGUUUGUGUACUGAAUGUGCAUCUCAUCAAGGAAAGUACUCUUAUUCAUCUCGUUGCCCACAAAUUUAUUGUGAGAAGUGUUUUAAAAACCUAUGUAAAAUAAAUAAUGGAUGUUGUACUUACUGUGGUGAAGAAUUAGCGAAGAAAUCAUUUCCAUUUUCUUUUUUUAAGUUCUGAAUAUAUACAAUUAUAAUUAUCUAAAUUAAAAAUAUGCCAGAUUGUUUGACUAUUAUUAUAAUAUGUUAUCCUUAAAUAAGAAAAUAGCAUAACAUCAAUUAUUUGAACAAGGUGUGCGAAUAUGUACAAUUAUGUCCAAAUGAUGACAUAACUAAUACUCAUGUAAAUGACACAGCUAAUUUAUUUGUUAAAUAUUUUUUUUCAGCGUUUUCUCCUAUUUCUAUUGCUAUUUUUUCUUCUAUAACAGAAAAUUAAAUCUUAUUCUCAUCUUGUUUCUAACGUUAAUUUUCACCUAGAAUAUAUCAUUACUAAAAUUCUCUUGCAUAAAAAUUAUAAAUAAUUGGAUCCAGAAAAAAUCUUUGAUGACUACCAUAAAAAUAAUUUAUGGCUCAUUUAAAUAGAUUAUUGUUGCUUUCGGUAUUAUAAAAACCAGAUCAGUGAUAAAUUUCUAUUUCGAAUCAAAAUCUUUAAACAAUUUAAAAAAGCAAUUUAAAUUGUAAAUCUCCUCAACGCACCUUUUCUGUUUAUAUACAAAAUAUUGGUCGUUUAACAAUAUCUCCCACUAGUACUGUUCAUUCCACUUCGUUCAUUCUAACACCCAUUUCAACUGUACUCUAUAACUAUUCUAAUGAUAUAGUCCCUCUGAAUCCUAUGUUUAACUUAAUUAACACGUACACAGAAUUCAUUAUUACCUUAAUAAUGAAUUUUGUGUUAUUUUUUGUGGAGUUACCUUAACUCCACAACAAAUAACAAAUACCGAUUUAUUCAACGAUCUUUGUAAAUUAAUUAAACAUACUACAAAUUGGUUCCCCUUAGCUAAAUUGAUAUUUUAUUUCGCACCAAAAUUGAUAUACCAUGUUCAAUGUCCAUCGCUCUACGCCGUGUUCCCAACAACACAUAAGGUUUUUUCAUAUAAAUAACGUUGGUGGUGGUGGUCGGCGUAGGGUUUACUCAUUUACAACGGUUAUGAUUGUAUGCAGUAAUAAAUAUUGCGUAAAUGUGGCGGCGGCGGUGGUGGACGUGUAUAUUAUAAAGAAAUUAAACGAGUGUCCCUCUUCUCAUCCCAUCAGAAGAUGGGGUGGGAGUCCGGGGCGUGAAUCCCCUAUUUUAUCCUAUUCUUUUUAAAUGUUUGAACUGACUUGAAUAUAAAUUGCUUAAGUUAUUAACUUUAAAUUGAAUUAUCUGAUUAUUUAUAGUGUUUUUUCUGUACCAUGAAUUACUUUUCAUUAAACAAUUUUAGUUUUAUAAUAUUUUUCAACUCAUGACCAUUUUUACAUUUAAUAAUAGACAAGUUCGAUAAAUGUUUAUCUUAUCUUGUGUUAUUUUGGUCUAAAAUCGAUAAUUGUAGGUCUACUUAUAACCAUUUUAAUGAUAAUAUCAUUAAAAUGAUUUUUCAUUCAAAUAGAAUUUUUUCUAUGUAAUUCUGCAAUCUACUAUUAUCUGCGUAACUCGUCAUUAGAAUCAACUGGUUUUCAUAGUUCUUAAAAUACGACUAAAAGAAUAACCGUACAAAAAAAUUUAUAAUCCAUCAACCAGGAUGUUAAAAACAAAUGACAUGACAUCCAAUUCAAUGAAGUUAAAAUACUAAACAAAAAAGCUGAUUUUGGCAAACGAAUGUACAAAGAGGCAAUAGAAAUCGAAAAAUGUCCAGAGAAUUUCAACAGAGAAGACGGAUGGAAAAUGAGCAAAACAUGGUUACCCUUUAUACACGAGACAAAAAGAAAAUCAACUAACAACACUGAAAACAGUUCAAUACAAGAAAAAGUUACUAUCAACGUAAUUGAAAACUGUCGGUGCAGAAAAGGAAGACCAAAAUGCCAAGAAUGUCAAAAACAACAACAAUAAUCAAAAACAAAGUCGUCAACAAAAACAAGAUACCGUAAACAAUAUAAGUCAAAAACAGAUAUGAUAAACAACCGAUACGGUAAACAACCAAUAUGAUAAACAACCAACGUAUAACUGAUAACAAGAUAAGCCGCCAGUAUAGUUUCGGCCACCGAGCAGUAACUAUCGCUCCGAAGAUGGACUCUGUAAUGAGUCCGAAACGUCAGCAAUCAACUGCAAACAUGGAUAAAUUCUCAAGCUUUUCAAAUAACAAAUAACAAUAUCUUUAUACGUUUUAAUAACUUAUCCGAAAAAAUUACAAUACUAAAUUAUUAUGUAUCUAUCUCAUACUAAAAAAUCAUAGAAUUUUUAAUUACGAAUAAUGAAGGAAGUAGGAGUUAAUUUUUCUUUUGAAAUA
Daktulosphaira vitifoliae (grape phylloxera) is the source of this 2836-nucleotide messenger RNA. RefSeq lists its product as uncharacterized. The record is from RefSeq and is a predicted model, not a curated record. The transcript is spliced from 4 exons. Lineage: Eukaryota; Metazoa; Arthropoda; Insecta; Hemiptera; Phylloxeridae. The coding region runs from base 73 to 594 and encodes 173 amino acids.